AUGUCAGAACAAGACAAAGCUCCUGUAUUAAAAGCCUCCGAUCUAGCAGAGGACAUACAGGUUAAAGUGUUUGAGUUAGCUGACCAGGCGGUCAAAAAUUAUACUGUUGAAAAGGAUAUUGCUGCAUUUUUGAAAAAAGAGCUAGAUCAGACGUAUGGCGCAACAUGGCAUGUCAUAGUGGGGAAGAGUUUUGGAAGUUACGUUACUCAUGAGCAAGGUUACUUUAUCUACUUCUAUAUCGGAGAAUUGGCGUUUUUGGUUUUCAAAAGUGGAUGA
Messenger RNA from Lodderomyces oxycetoniae, 276 nucleotides. Its product is annotated as dynein light chain. The transcript has 2 exons. Gene Ontology annotation, cellular component: cytoplasmic dynein complex. The record is from RefSeq and is a predicted model, not a curated record. Lineage: Eukaryota; Fungi; Ascomycota; Pichiomycetes; Serinales; Debaryomycetaceae. Bases 1 to 276 code for a protein of 91 amino acids. Gene Ontology annotation, biological process: microtubule-based process. Gene Ontology annotation, molecular function: dynein intermediate chain binding.